AUGAGCAACUUCUCCCAAGCCCCGAACAAGGUCGACGGCCUCGUCCCGUUCACCUUCUCUAUUCCGAAAGAGGAGAUAGACGCCCUCAACACACUCCUCAAGCGCCCUCUCCCAAUAGCCACCUGGGAGAACAGCCAACAAGAUGGCCGCUUCGGUGUCAGCCGUGACUGGGUUGCCAAUGCCAUUUCUCAGCACAAGUACCAGGAGAGCAUCAACGCCAUUCCCAACUUCAAGGUCCCAGUAGAGGACGACGGUGAGACGUACGACGUCCACUUUGCGGGCCUGUUCUCUCAGAAGAAGGAUGCAACCCCCCUUCUUCUGAGUCACGGCUGGCCUGGCUCGUUCCUGGAGUUCCUGCCCAUCCUGAGCAAGGUCCAGAAGCAAUACGCUUCUGACCCGGCGUCGCUGCCAUACCACCUCAUCGUUCCCUCAGUGCCGGGCUACGGUUUCACCAAAAUCUCCACCAGGAAGAACAUGACAAUGUUUGAUGCCUCCCGCAUCUUGAACAAGCUGAUGGUGAAACUCGGAUUCAAGCAGUAUAUCGCCCAAGGAGGCGAUAUUGGCUCCAUGAUCACGAAGACGGUCGUGGAGGAGUAUGACGAGUGUAUCGCCGGCCACGUCAACAUGCUGAUGUUGAACCCGCCUCAGGGUGAGGGCAUCGCCCCGCCCACGGAGAUUGAGCAGCGCGCUCUUGACCGUGGUGCAAAGUUCUUGGAAUCGGGCAUGGCCUAUGCAAUGCUGCAUGGCACCAGGCCGGCCACGGCUAGUUUUGCGGUUGGGGCCAGCCCUGUUUCCUUGAUCGGCGAGAAGAUGAUUGAAUGGUCGGACGAGACACCUUCCAUCGAGACUAUCCUCGGCAACGUCUCCCUGUACUGGUUCACGGGAUGCUACCCAUCUUCAAUCUAUCCCUACCGCGAGCUUGCAGGCCCAACCGCCAAGGACCGUGCCGUAUCGGGCAGCAUGGACAAGGUCAAGAAGCCAUUCGGCUCUUCGUGGUUCCCACUCGAGCUGGCUAGCGUCCCGAAGAGCUGGGCUGAAGCAACUGGAAAGGUUUCCUUUUUCAAGGCACACGACAAGGUAAUACUACUGAACAGCCCCUUCUCUCCGGAAAAUGACUGA
Molecule: messenger RNA, 1119 nt
Organism: Diaporthe citri
Lineage: Eukaryota; Fungi; Ascomycota; Sordariomycetes; Diaporthales; Diaporthaceae
Exons: 6
Coding region: 1-1119 (372 amino acids)
Biological process (GO): epoxide metabolic process
Molecular function (GO): epoxide hydrolase activity
Source: RefSeq, a predicted model, not a curated record